Messenger RNA from Sesamum indicum (sesame), 3022 nucleotides. Its product is annotated as G-type lectin S-receptor-like serine/threonine-protein kinase SD3-1. NCBI's taxonomy places the organism in Eukaryota, Viridiplantae, Streptophyta, Magnoliopsida, Lamiales, Pedaliaceae. Gene Ontology annotation, molecular function: ATP binding; protein serine/threonine kinase activity. The record is from RefSeq and is a predicted model, not a curated record. Gene Ontology annotation, biological process: recognition of pollen; protein phosphorylation.
CUCACUGUUGUUAGUGGGAACAAACUCAGCCUAUGAGAAUCUUGGUUCUCUCAUAAAGUUUUUGAAUCUUGUUUUCUUUCAACUCUGUCAUUAUGACACAGCUUUUUCCCAUUCAAGAUUCAAGUUUUUUAUUUUUGAUUUCUCCCUUUCCUGUUACUUUCUCAUGAAAAGGGACUCUACCCGGAGAUAUACUCUCUCCCUUUUCUCUGUUCCUUUUUUUUUUUUUUUAAUAAUUAUAUCCACCUCAGAUUUCUUUUUCUUGAAUCCCACUUGAUACUGCUGGUGAACUUUGUCAAAAAAUCGUUUCUUUUCACCAGUUUCUGGCUGCUGAAAUGUGUGUUUCUUGGCUCAAUCAACUGCUUCUUUCUGGGCUAUCUGUCAGAAAUUUUAAUGGUAAGAACUUGAGGAAAUGCUCUUUGACAAGGUACUGUUGUCUUCCUCUAUUGCUGCUAUUUCUGUGUCCUUUUUUUCCUGGAGGAUUUUGUGAUGAUUUUACUAUGGUUUCGGUUCCUCUUGGUUUUGAGGUUAAUGCUUUUGAUAGAGAUAAAAUUUGGGUGUCUGAAAAUGGGGUUUUUGCAUUUGGUUUCUUGGAGAUAGAUGGUGACGACGCUGAUGGAUAUGUGGUUGGUAUAAAGUAUAACUUAGGUGAUAAAGCUGCAAAAUUGCCUGUUUGGACUGUUGGUGGGGGUCUUAGGGUGCCUUUGAACUCCACAUUUAGCCUUGACAUGGAUGGGAGACUAGUCUUGAUGAAAAACCCAAGUGGAAUUACUCUGUGGAGUAGCAAUACCUCCAAUUUAGGUGUCCAGAAAGCCAGUCUUUUGGACAAUGGAAACUUGGUUCUUUUGAGUAGCAAGAAUGAAGUGCUUUGGGAGAGCUUUGGCAGUCCCACAAACACUUUGCUCCCAGGCCAGUCGCUACAUUAUCCUCAGACCCUUAGAGCCCCUUCAACAAGAUCAAUCUCGAGUUACUACAAUUUUGUGAUUAGCCAGACGGGCGAACUCAAACUUGUGUGGGAACACAAUGUGACCUAUUGGAGAAGUCAUUUUAGCUCCAAUGAAGCGAGAUUCGACCCUGAUGGUGUUUUGGGAUUGUAUGAUGAUGGUAACAAGGUUGUCUGGUCUGUUUCUCCAAAGGAUUAUGGAGAUCCUUCUGUUACAUUGAGACAUCUAAGGAUUGAUCGAGACGGUAAUUUGAGAAUUUACUCGUGGGACAAUGUAAGUCAUGCAUGGAAAGCCGUGUGGCAAGCUGUCCAGGAUCAGUGUGAUGUUUUUGGUUCUUGUGGUUUAUAUAGUGUUUGUGGGUAUAAUUCCUCGGGUUCGAUAUGUGAUUGUUUGUACUCUGAUUCAUUAGAAUGGGGGAUCAGUAGUUCUGCCGCAGCUUCCGGUGGUUCAGGGUGCAAGAAAAUGGUGGAUUUGGGGAAUUGUAGGCUGCAUACGAGCAUGUUGACCGUGAAGCAAACGGUUCUUUAUGGUCUUUACCCCUCGCACGAUUUUGAGAUGUUCUUGAGUGAGACGGCUUGCAAAGACUACUGCUCGAAUGAUACAACUUGUAUCGCUGCAACUUCAAUGAAUGACGGUUCUGGUCGAUGCACCAUCAAGAGGACGAGCUUUGUUAGCGGAUACAAGACUCCUUAUAUAUCUGCUGUAUCUUUCUUGAAAGUAUGCUCUGUUCCACAGGCCGUUGCAGCUCAAGGUGCUAACCGACAUGGCAAUGCUGAGUCAAUAUCCUCAACUGGUGGGCUUAUUGCUGGGCGGGCCAGCCGUAAAAAGUUAAUUGGAGCUAUAGCACUUAUAGUCUUACUGACAAUAUCCCUAAUUUUGAGCAUCCAGAUUCUAGUGUUUUGGCUUCUGUACCAUAGACGAAAAGUUAAGUUGCAGACAAGGAUCCCCUUUGGGAAAGAUGCUCAAAUGAACCCACAUUAUAGUGUACUCAUCAGAUUAUCCUUUGAGGAGAUAAAGGAACUGACAAACAAUUUUUCCAAUCAGCUCGGAACUUCGGUUUUCAGGGGUGUGCUUCCAAGCAAAACACCUAUAGUAGCCAAAGUUUUGAAGGAUGUGAUUAUAUCAGAGAAGGAGUUUCGAGUUACAGUUUCUACAUUGAGUGGUACGCAUCACCGAAAUCUUGUGUCUGUAAAAGGCUUCUGUUUCGAACCAGCAAACAAGGUUUUACUGUACGAGUACGUUCCAAAUGGUUCGUUGGACAAGUGGCUUUUCAACCACAAGGAGGAACAUAACGAACAAAUUUGGCAGCAUAAACUCGAUAUUGCUCUUGGGGUGGCACGUGCCGUUGCUUAUCUGCACGCAGAAUGUCAAAAAUGCAUAACUCACGGCAACUUGAAGCUAGAAAAUGUCUUGCUCGAUGAAAACUUGGUGCCUAAAGUGACAGAUUUUGGACUUCAGGACUUCCUAAUGAAGCAAGCAGCUUCGUCUUCUGAGUCUCCAUCGGAGCGAGACAUAUACAUGCUAGGACAAAUGUUCCUGCAGAUCGUUACUUGCAAGAGGGAGGUUCUUGGAGAAAACAUGCAGCAAAUACUCGAACAAGUAAGUCAAGAAAAUAAAUUUGUUGGGAGUGAUAGUUUGGAAGCAGUAGAAAGGAUUGCAAGAAUUUCAUUUUGGUGCAUGCAAAAUCAACCAUUUCUGAGACCUUCCAUAGGAGAGGUGGUUAAGGUACUAGAAGGGACACUUUCAGUAGAUCGGCCUCCAUCAUGUAUAGCUCCUAGGCACACGGAAAUUGUGACAGAAAUAGAGGCAGAAUGACCGACAUUGCUCGGUAAUAGAGGAGUGAGUUCUAACUGUCUGGCUCCAACCUCAUCAUUUUAGUUAAGGGAUGGUGCUUUGUUCUCUGAGUUCUUGACUGUUUUUCCUCAGAUAGAUUCUUGAAUGUAUGGAAUCUUUCUUGUCUGUAAAAAGAACCUCUAAUUUUCAGUUGGUUGAAUUCAAUGUUCUCAUUUUGAAUUUGCUCAUUAUAACAUCAGUCUGUUAUGAAACAAGAGAGAAAAUGAAACCUUCUUUGCCAGAGCAUA